GCGCCGGACCGGAAAGCCGGGGAAGUGGCCGAGGAGGGAGGGCUGCGAGCCAUGGCGACCAAGACGGCGGGCGUGGGGCGGUGGGAGGUAGUGAAGAAGGGUCGGCGGCCUGGGGUCGGCGCCGGCGCCGGCGGCCGAGGAGGCGGCAGGAACCGCAGGGCGCUCGGGGAAGCAAACGGAGUGUGGAAAUACGACCUGACCCCUGCAAUCCAGACCACAAGCACCCUUUAUGAGCGGGGCUUUGAGAAUAUCAUGAAGCGGCAGAAUAAGGAGCAGGUCCCACCCCCUGCUGUGGAACCUAAGAAACCAGGGAACAAGAAGCAGCCAAAGAAGGUGGCAACUCCUCCCAACCAAAACCAGAAGCAGGGCCGCUUCCGCAGCCUGGAGGAAGCACUGAAAGCUCUGGAUGUGGCAGACCUGCAGAAGGAACUGGACAAGAGCCAGAGUGUGUUCUCUGGAAACCCAUCCAUAUGGUUGAAGGACCUGGCCAGCUAUCUCAACUACAAGCUACAAGCUCCUCUAAGUGAACCCACGCUGAGCCAGCAUACUCAUGAUUAUCCCUACAGCCUGGUGAGCCGGGAGCUACGUGGGAUCAUCCGAGGGCUGCUGGCGAAGGCAGCAGGGUCUCUGGAGCUCUUUUUUGACCACUGUCUGUUCACCAUGUUGCAAGAGCUGGAUAAGACACCAGGGGAGUCACUACAUGGUUACCGCAUCUGUAUCCAGGCCAUCCUGCAAGACAAGCCCAAGAUUGCCACGGCAAACCUAGGCAAGUUCCUGGAACUGCUGAGGUCCCACCAGAGCCGACCAGCAAAGUGUCUCACCAUCAUGUGGGCCCUGGGUCAAGCAGGUUUUGCCAACCUCACCGAGGGACUGAAAGUGUGGCUGGGGAUCAUGCUGCCUGUGCUGGGCAUCAAGUCUCUGUCUCCCUUUGCCAUCACAUACCUGGAUCGGCUGCUCCUGAUGCAUCCCAACCUUACCAAGGGCUUCGGCAUGAUUGGCCCCAAGGACUUCUUCCCACUUCUGGACUUUGCCUAUAUGCCGAACAACUCCCUGACACCCAGCCUGCAGGAGCAGCUGUGUCAGCUCUACCCCCGACUGAAAGUGCUGGCAUUUGGAGCAAAGCCGGAUUCCACCCUGCAUACCUACUUCCCUUCUUUCCUGUCCAGAGCCACCCCUAGCUGUCCCCCUGAGAUGAAGAAAGAGCUCCCUGUUGACAGCUGCCUGCCCCGCUCACUCGAGCUUCACCCUCAGAAGAUGGAUCCCAAGAGACAGCACAUUCAGGGUGGAUGUGCGGCCUGGAUGGCCUUGCUUACGGGAAGGGGAUCACCUCUUAGCACUCCCCGCCUCUGCCAGCCCCAUGCCCCCAGCAGCCUCUCCCUCUGUCGUGCUGUGCAGCUCCUGAGCAGCCUGACUGAGUGCCUGACGGUGGACCCCCUCAGUGCCAGCGUCUGGAGGCAGCUGUACCCUAAGCACCUGUCACAGUCCAGCCUUCUGCUGGAGCACUUGCUCAGCUCCUGGGAGCAGAUUCCCAAGAAGGUACAGAAGUCUUUGCAAGAAACCAUUCAGUCCCUCAAGCUUACCAACCAGGAGCUGCUGAGGAAGGGUAGCAGUAACAACCAGGAUGUCGUCACCUGUGACAUGGCCUGCAAGGGCCUGUUGCAGCAGGUUCAGGGUCCUCGGCUGCCCUGGACGCGGCUCCUCCUGUUGCUGCUGGUCUUCGCUGUAGGCUUCCUGUGCCAUGACCUCCGGUCACACAGCUCCUUCCAGGCCUCCCUUACUGGCCGGUUGCUUCGAUCAUCUGGCUUCUUACCUGCUAGCCAACAAGCGUGUGCCAAGCUCUACUCCUACAGUCUGCAAGGCUACAGCUGGCUGGGGGAGACACUGCCGCUCUGGGGCUCCCACCUGCUCACCGUGGUGCGGCCCAGCUUGCAGCUGGCCUGGGCUCACACCAAUGCCACAGUCAGCUUCCUUUCUGCCCACUGUGCCUCUCACCUUGCGUGGUUUGGUGACAGUCUCACCAGUCUCUCUCAGAGGCUACAGAUCCAGCUCCCCGAUUCCGUGAAUCAGCUACUCCGCUAUCUGAGAGAGCUGCCCCUGCUUUUCCACCAGAAUGUGCUGCUGCCACUGUGGCACCUCUUGCUUGAGGCCCUGGCCUGGGCCCAGGAGCACUGCCAUGAGGCAUGCAGAGGUGAGGUGACCUGGGACUGCAUGAAGACACAGCUCAGUGAGGCUGUCCACUGGACCUGGCUUUGCCUACAGGACAUUACAGUGGCUUUCUUGGACUGGGCACUUGCCCUGAUAUCCCAGCAGUAGGCCCUGCCUUCCUGGCCACUGAUUUCUGCAUGGGUAGACCAUCCAAGACUGCAGCGGGUAGAAGGUGGCAGUUCUUCAUGGGAGUCUUUUUAACUUGGUGCCUGAGUUCUCUCCUAGGCAAGUGGCCAGUUGCCUCCACCUCAGUUCUUCCAUCUUUGGUGGGGACAGGGCCCAGCAGCAUCUCAGCCUCCUACCCACAAUUCCACUGAACACUUUUCUGGCCCUACUGCACAUGGCCCCCAGCCUCCAUCCUUGUGCUGGUAGCCUCUCACAACUCCGCCCUUGCCCUCUGCCUUCCACUUCCUUCCAUCUCAUUUCUAAACCCCAAACAGCUCAUCUCUAAAAAGAUAGAACUCCCAGCAGGUGGCUUCUGUGUUCUUCUGACAAAUGAUUCCUGCUUCUCCAGACUUUAGCAGCCUCCUGUUCCCAUUCUUGGUCACAGCUCUAGCCACAGCAGAAGGAAAGGGGCUUCCAGAAGAAUAUAGCACCGCAUUGGGAAACAGCAGCCUCACCUCCACCUGAAGCCUGGGUGUGGCUGUCAGUGGACAUGGGGAGCUGGAUGGAAAUGCCUCUCACUUCAAAAUGCCCAGCCUGCCCCAAAUGCCUCUAAGCCCCUCCCUGUCCCCUCCCUUGUAGUCCUACUUCUUCCAACUUUCCAUUCCCCAUCAUGCUGGGGGUCUUGGUCACAAGGCUCAGCUUCUCUCCACUGUCCAUCCCUCCUAUCAUCUGUAGAGCAGAGCACAGGCAGUUGUGUGCCUUGGGCCCAGGGAACCCUCCAUCAACCUGAGACAGGACUCAGUAUAUGGUUCUUGGGUAUGCCCUACCAGGUGGAAUAAAGGACACAGAUUUGAUUUCUA
Messenger RNA from Homo sapiens (human), 3170 nucleotides. It is a transcript of the gene TMEM214, whose product is annotated as transmembrane protein 214. Gene Ontology annotation, cellular component: endoplasmic reticulum membrane. The record is from RefSeq and is a predicted model, not a curated record. NCBI's taxonomy places the organism in Eukaryota, Metazoa, Chordata, Mammalia, Primates, Hominidae. The transcript has 18 exons. The coding region runs from base 52 to 2313 and encodes 753 amino acids.